Pangasianodon hypophthalmus (striped catfish) is the source of this 4097-nucleotide messenger RNA. RefSeq names its product cyclic nucleotide gated channel subunit alpha 3a (gene cnga3a). NCBI's taxonomy places the organism in Eukaryota, Metazoa, Chordata, Actinopteri, Siluriformes, Pangasiidae. Gene Ontology annotation, cellular component: plasma membrane; intracellular cyclic nucleotide activated cation channel complex. The coding region runs from base 1004 to 2938 and encodes 644 amino acids. Gene Ontology annotation, biological process: monoatomic cation transmembrane transport. The transcript has 7 exons. Gene Ontology annotation, molecular function: intracellularly cGMP-activated cation channel activity; cGMP binding; intracellularly cAMP-activated cation channel activity. The record is from RefSeq and is a predicted model, not a curated record.
GACGCACUCGAUAUGCGACGACACCAUCUCUGACAUGAACAGGGUUCUGUCCGGUCAGCUCCAGGAGUCUCGCAGGAGCUCGUUCACAGGGGCAGGCGCCAUGGCCAGGGCUGACUGCUCCACGAUCUACACACUCCCGUCCUGUAGCGCGGUGAUUCCCAAACCCGGGCCUGAAGUAUCUCCGCUCUGUUAUCACUUUAAUCAUCUAACGAGUUAAAUCAAUUUGUUAAAAAGAAGUGAUUGAGAUCAGAUCAGAUCAGAUAAAUCAGAUCAACCUGGAUUGGGAAAACACUGUUUUAUAGAAUGUGUUGUAUUAUAGAAAAAAAUAACACACUGCGUGAAAUGCACAGGUUUCACACACACACACACACGAUAUUUAAUCAUGAAUUAGCAAUGGAAGAGAUUUUAAAGGUUCUCUCUGCGAUUGGUUCUGGAUUCUGAUUGGUCAGAAGAUGUUGCACGGCGGACGCUCCGAUUAAAAAACGUGAAACUUUCUGUACGAAGAGUUUGCGCUUCUUUGCGGUUUCUGACAAGCUUCCGUUGUCUUAUUAACUUGAAGGGAGAGAAAAGAAAAGAAAGAGGCAGGUGAAGGAACGAUUGUUUAUAGCUGCUGUAACGUGAGUGAGAACUUGUUUCGCAGACGUUCGACAACGUUAAGUAUAACCGUAAAAGGAUUAAAAAAAAAAAAAAAAAUGUAUGACAUGUUGUUCAUUAAUAAAUUAAAAAUUGUAAUCGUUGGAAAAUCACCGUAGCGUACGAGGAAUAAAACACUUCGGGACAUGCUGUUGUAGGAAAAUAAUCAACUUCAUGAUGGUAACAGGAACUCCGCUUCAUCACAUCACGCCGUCACUGAUUUAUUUUUAAAUUUUUUGACGUCAUCACUACAAAUCACGCCUUGGAUCUUGUGUGCAUUUGACGCAAGAAGAGGAAGCUACAUACUGUACCGAGAGAAUCGUUGGUGUCUCACCUGUCCUGCCGUCGCAGGUUGUCCCACUUCCUGUUUAUGCUGAGGAACUGGGCGUCCCACAGGCUGCAGCCCGAGGUCGAGCGCCCCGACUCCUUCCUGGAGCGAUUCCGGGGUCCCGAGCUCAAAGAUCUCUCCAGCCGCGGCAGCAACGCCCGCUCCUCUUUAGGCCACCCCGAGCGGCCUCACAAGAGGAAUCACUGGCCACUCGCACUUUACAAUACGAACAACUGCAACAACACGGACGACAAAAAGAAAGAUGAGAAAAAAGAUGGAGACAAGAAGGAAGAGAAAAAAGAUGAAAAGAAGGACGAUAAGAAGGAUAAGAAGGAUGAUAAAAAGACAGAAGAGCCUCAGAAAAACGCGUGGAUCAUGGAUCCAGCCACAGACACAUACUAUCGAUGGCUGGCGAUAAUAGCAGGGCCGGUGUUUUACAACCUGAUGAUGCUCAUAACAAGAUCAUGUUUUAAUGAGCUUCAGGACUCGUACAUGACUCUGUGGAUGAUCCUGGACUUCUCAUCAGAUUUGAUCUACUACAUGGACACAUUUGUGAGAUCAAGAACAGGUUUCCUAGAGCAAGGACUUCUGGUGAAAGACACCAAGAAGUUGAUGGAGAAUUACAGGAAAACGGCGCAGUUUAAAUACGACAUCUUCUCCAUGCUCCCGACGGAUAUUUUCAUGAUCAAGAUUGGAUACAACAACCCCGAACUACGCUUCAACCGCCUCUUCAAAAUGGCGCGUCUCUUCGAGUUCUUCGAUCGAACCGAGACCAGAACUAACUACCCCAACAUCUUCCGUAUCAGCAACCUCGUACUUUACAUCCUCGUCAUCAUCCACUGGAACGCCUGCAUCUUUUUCGCCAUUUCCAAAACCAUCGGCUUCGGGACGGACACGUGGGUGUAUCCGAACAUCAGCCAUCCGGAAUACGGGCGCCUGGCGAGGAAAUACAUCUACUGCCUGUACUGGUCCACGCUGACGCUCACCACCAUCGGAGAAACCCCGCCUCCAGUCAGAGACGUCGAGUACCUCUUUGUGGUCACCGACUUCCUCAUCGGAGUACUGAUCUUCGCCACGAUCGUCGGUAACGUGGGCGCGAUGAUCUCCAACAUGAACGCGUCGCGCGCCGAGUUCCAGGCCAAGAUCGACUCCAUCAAGCAGUACAUGCAGUUCCGAAACGUCACCAAAGAUCUAGAGGCAAGAGUCAUCAAGUGGUUCGAUUACCUCUGGACGGAGAAGAAAACCUGCGAUGAGAAGGAGGUGCUGAAGAACCUUCCAGACAAGCUUAAAGCGGAGAUCGCCAUCAACGUCCAUCUGGACACGCUGAAGAAGGUGCGGAUCUUCCAGGAUUGCGAAGCCGGACUGCUUAUUGAACUGGUCCUCAAACUUCAGCCUCAAGUCUUCAGCCCUGGAGAUUACAUCUGCAAGAAGGGCGACAUCGGACGAGAGAUGUACAUCAUCAAAGAAGGGAAGCUCGCCGUGGUGGCGGACGACGGCGUCACGCAGUUCGUCGUGCUCAGCGACGGCGCGUACUUCGGAGAAAUCAGCAUCCUCGGGAUCAAAGGCAGCAAAGCCGGGAACAGGAGAACCGCCAACAUCCGCAGCGUGGGCUACUCCGACCUCUUCGCCCUCUCCAAAGACGACCUAAUGGAGGCGCUGACCGAGUACCCCGAAGCCAAAAAGGCGCUGGAGGAGAAGGGUAAGUCGAUCCUGAGGAAGGAUAACCUCCUGGACGAGGCGGCGGCCAACGCCGGGGCCGACCCCAAAGAUCUGGAGGAGAAGAUCUUACAAUUGGAGACCAACCUUGACGUAAUGACCACCAAGUUCGCCAGACUGGUAGCGGAAUACACGUCCUACCAGUGCAGGAUAAAGCAGAGGCUCACCAACAUGGAGAACAAAGUGAAGACGCUGAGGGAGGAAGAUCUCUCCGAGGUGGUCGCCGACAAAAAGAAGGAGGAGGAGAAGAAAACAAAAUAGGCGACGUGUUCUGGAAUAUAGGCAGUUUAUUCGACGUUUUUAUUUAUACAUUUUGGUUAUAUGUAACUUUGUAUAUAACACAAGUUGUUUUCAGUUUUAUUUACAUGUACAGACUGUAGAUCUUUAAAGGUAAACUAUGUUUCUCAAAUUGUACAGCGCUAUAGUUCACAUUUCUCCUUUCACUUGUCCAAAGAGAUCUUUCCGUAGUUAUCUUUAAAGCUGCAGUGUUGUUCAGCCUCCGCAGCCUCUCUUUAUCCGUUUACUCCAAAUUCACUACCCUUACUUCUGACUGUUACAAAGCGCUUGCACUGGAGACUCCUUCCAUAAGCGAAUCCAGAAUCCAGCAGCACUGUGGUGUAAAUACGGUUCUUAACACGUAGCCUAUAAGAUGUAAACGUAAUCAGAUGUAAUGGAACGCCAUCAUGAAGAAAUAAAUAAACUGAUUUAAUUUUUUUUUUUUUUUUCUCUAUCUUCAGACUUUGAGUGCAGCAGUUCAGGAGAAUGAGGUGAAGGAGUGAUGAGAGAGGAGGAAAGGAAAGGAAAGGAAAGAAUAGAGGUGAGAGAAAGGGAAAAAAAAGGAGAGGAAGGAUAUUUAUAAUUAGCAUCAGGUUUGUUCUUGAUUUUUUGCACCAACUAUUUUGUUUUAGUCAAAACUCAAUUCCUUUCAGAGAUAGAACUAUAUUUUCAAAGAGAAGAAAGUGCAGAAUUUGGGAAUAUUUUCUUUCUUUUUUCUCAUUACAUCAUUCUGAGUUUUAAACGUUUAUCGACUGAGAUCAGUAUCAUCUGCCUCUUAUCAACCAUCAAAGCACUAAUUUAACAUUUAAUUUAACAUUUUAUGUUACCGAGUCAUUUUCCGGAUAUCAUGACAAACCUGUCCUUUCAUUUAUUGCUCGUGACGUAGUUUAAAAAAUUUCAAGAAGCUCCACAUAACAGGCGUGAUUGUUUAACUUUAAAAGGUUCAUACGCAGUUUAAAAAAAAAAAAAAAAAAGAUGUGAUUUUCCUUCUUCAUUGUAAUUAUUCAUCACAUAAGUGGGCUGAACACAAGCAUAUGCAAAUUAGAAGUUUUUAAUAAUAUAAACAAUUUUAAAAGAUGUUUUGUCUCCUUUUUUCACGUCAUUGGUGUUGCUUAUUUUAAAACCUUGUUAAUUUUUUUUUUUU